AUGUCGCUGGACUCGUUUGAUCUUGACCUUGAGAACUUCACCCACCCAGCCAUCUCCAAGCUUAACGGCUCGUUUUGGUUCCAUGAACUCAAUGAAGAGUGUUUCCCGGGCCAGACGUUUGGCCUUAGGAUCGAUAAGGUUCUCCACCAUGAAAAGUCUGAGUUUCAGGAUAUUUUGAUUUUCCAGUCGCUGACGUUCGGCAACGUGCUUGUGUUGAACGGUAUCGUCCAAUGCACAGAGAAGGACGAGUUCUCUUACCAAGAGUUGAUCACUCACGUGCCCAUCAUGAGCCAUCCAUACCCAAAGAAGGUGUUGGUGAUUGGCGGUGGCGACUGCGGAGUUGUUCGUGAGUUGGUAAAGCACCUUGGUAAAGGCGUGGAAGAGAUCACCAUGGUGGAGAUCGAUAGAAAGGUCAUUGAGCUCAGUGUGAAGUACUUACCUGACAUGGCCAAGUUUCACGACCAUCCAAAGGUGAAUAUAGAGAUUGCCGAUGGCUUUCAGUUCUUGCAAGACUUGAGCUCUCAAGAUGAGGGUGGAAAGUAUGAUAUUAUCAUUACAGACUCUUCUGAUCCAGAAGGCCCAGCUGAAGAGUUCUUCCAGGUCAACUACUUUCACUUAUUGAAGAGCGCUGUUAAGCAGGAUGGUAUUGUUAUCAUGCAAAGCAGUGAGAAUAUCUGGCUUAACCUCACCUACCUUAGCAGCUUGAAGGAAAAGGCUCAACAGGUGUUUUCCACCGUGGAGUACUGCCAGUGCUACAUGCCCUCUUACACCAGUGGGCAAUUGGGACUUAUAGUUGCUACCAUGGAUAAAACGAAAAAUUUGAGCAAGCCUUUACGGACCUUGCUGAGAGAACAGGAAGAAAAGAUGUUCAGGUACUACAGUGCUGCGGUGCACGAGGCUGCUUUCGUGUUGCCUACCUGGGCUGAUAGAGCGCUCCGCUAA
Molecule: messenger RNA, 942 nt
Organism: Candidozyma haemuli
Lineage: Eukaryota; Fungi; Ascomycota; Pichiomycetes; Serinales; Metschnikowiaceae
Product: spermine synthase
Exons: 1
Coding region: 1-942 (313 amino acids)
Biological process (GO): spermidine biosynthetic process
Cellular component (GO): cytosol
Molecular function (GO): spermidine synthase activity
Source: RefSeq, a predicted model, not a curated record